Molecule: messenger RNA, 1365 nt
Organism: Lacerta agilis (Sand lizard)
Lineage: Eukaryota; Metazoa; Chordata; Lepidosauria; Squamata; Lacertidae
Gene: HSD17B8
Product: hydroxysteroid 17-beta dehydrogenase 8
Exons: 9
Coding region: 9-764 (251 amino acids)
Molecular function (GO): oxidoreductase activity, acting on the CH-OH group of donors, NAD or NADP as acceptor
Source: RefSeq, a predicted model, not a curated record
ACAGAGCGAUGGCUGCCCACCUGCGGCUGCGAGGGACCCUGGCCCUGGUGACAGGGGGAGGCAGCGGCAUCGGCCGCGCCAUCUGCGCCCGCUUUGCCCGCGAAGGGGCCCAGGUGGCCGUUGCGGACUGCGACGAGGCCGGCGCAGCGCAGACGCUUCGGGGGCUGCAGGCGGGGGACCACCAGGCCCUGCGCGUCGACGUGGGGUGCGCCAAGAGCGUGGCCGACCUCGUGGCCCAGAUCCAGGCACGUUUCUCCCGCCCGGCCAACGUCUGCGUCAACUGCGCCGGCAUCACCAUGGACGAGUUCCUGCUGAAGCAGACGGAAGAGGCCUUUGACGCCGUCCUCAGGGUCAACCUCAAGGGGACCUUUCUGGUGACGCAGGCUGUGGCGAAGGCGCUGGUGGCAAGCGGGGCUUCGGGGGGCUCCAUCAUCAACCUGGGGAGCAUCGUGGGCAAGGUGGGGAAUCUGGGGCAGGUGAACUAUGCCGCCUCCAAGGCUGGGGUAGAAGCUCUCUCCAAGACGGCAGCCAAGGAGCUGGCCAGGUACGGGAUCCGCUGCAACACGGUUCUGCCAGGGUUCGUUCGCUCCCCCAUGACGGACAAGGUCCCCCAGAAAGUGCUGGACAAGUUUGCCUCCAUGGUGCCGCUGGGACGCCUCGGGGAGCCCGAAGACGUCGCUGAGGUUUGUGCUUUCCUGGCCUCCGACGACAGCCGCUACAUCACCGGUGCCAGCCUGGAGGUGACCGGGGGUCUAUUCAUAUGAUGCCUUUUCCUGCCUCUGGAGACACUGCCCCCCCCCCACAGCCUCAAGGAAACCACACUCCCUGGUCCGUCCCCCCCACUUUCGAAGGAAGGACUUGGGGGGGGCAGGUUCCUCCUUUCCUGGAGAGACUUUGAAUGCAAGAUUUGGGGAGGGGGCUUAGAGGCAGGGGGGCCUUCCCUGCCCCCCCCACCGGAAGAAGGGGGUCUUUUGCAGGACUACCACUCCAGAGGGACGCAGCGGCGGCGCUGCUCAGAUUCAGCUCCGGGAAUUUCUGUGCCUUGUUUUGGGACAUAUCACUCAGUUAAAUUCUACAAAUGCGCAAGCGAUCCAAGUGCCUUUUGGAGAAACACUUGAAUGCUGUGAGCCACCCGGAGAUAAAAGGAAACGAAACAGGAAAAAUUAAGGGAAAUUUAAGGGAAAUGCAGAAAUUUUUGCUUGAGGACCGCGGGAAGAGACGCUUUUUCCAGCCCGAACAAACGCCCCAUGCAGGGUUACAUAGCCUCAAAUAUAUGUGAAUGGGAACAAGAUAUUUAGUGUCAUAGACGUUUCACAAUUGACUCUCUCCCAUGUAUUCUGCCAAGUUGCCCCCCCCCCCACCAGG